Molecule: messenger RNA, 421 nt
Organism: Cuscuta campestris
Lineage: Eukaryota; Viridiplantae; Streptophyta; Magnoliopsida; Solanales; Convolvulaceae
Source: the annotation of a GenBank genome assembly
ACCCAUUCCCUGCAACUUAUACUUUAGCAGCUUGCCUUUCCUUGCUCUUGUGGAUCUUCAAAAACUUUCUUCACAAUUUUUUGCUCUUCAACCAAAAAGGCUCUGAUGAUCCUUUCGCGGACGGCAGAACCUACGGCACCUAGGCAGUCUGGACCUCUUGUACUCAGCAGGUCUCAAGUGGGGAAUCCCUUGGAUUCUCUUUCCAGUUACAGGGCACUUGUGGCCAUUAGCCCUCUUCUUAUGUCUCUGAUACACAAGCUUCCCACCUGGGGUUUUGACGAUCCUGUGCUUGUUGGACUUAGUGGCAUAGCUGUGCCUUAGUCAACUUUUUUAUUUUCUAAAUAUGACUUAAUAAUGACCUUGUGGAGGAAUAAUGUCCAGUAAUGAUGAACAUUUAUUUGAAUAAUGACUACUUCAUAAU